Messenger RNA from Closterium sp. NIES-65, 1290 nucleotides. The record is from the annotation of a GenBank genome assembly. NCBI's taxonomy places the organism in Eukaryota, Viridiplantae, Streptophyta, Zygnematophyceae, Desmidiales, Closteriaceae.
AUGGAGCCGGUGGAGAAGUGCAUCAAGGACUCGGGGUUGAGCAAGCAUCAGAUCCACGACGUGGUGCUCGUCGGUGGGUCCACACGUAUCCCUAAGGUGCAGCUGCUCCUGCAGGAGUGUCUCAACGGCAAGGAGCUCUGCAAGAGCAUCAACCCCGACGAGGCCGUCGCGUCCGGUGCGGUCGUGCAAGCGGCUAUCCUCAGCGGCGAGAAGGUGCAGGACCUGGUGCUGCGCGUUGUCACGCCUCUGUCCCUGGGUCUUGAAUCUUACGAUGAGGUCAUGAACGUUAUCAUUCGCAGGAACACCGCGAUUCCCACCAGAAAGGAGCAGGUGUUUUCCGGCAACCAGUCUGGUGCGUUGAUCCAGGUGUUCGAGGGUGAGCUCCCCGAGACCGAAGAUAACCGUCUGCUCGGCAAAUUCGACCUGUCCAGCAUCCCCCCUGCUCCUCAGAUCACCGUAAAUAACUACGGGCGAAUUAACUCGCCCGGCGAUGACAUCCGUGUAGCCUUGGCGAAGAACGCGAGCAAGGCGGGAAGUCCUACCGCGGCCUCCGGAAUCGUGGUCCAAGCACAGGACAACGGGUGGAUGGACGAGAGCGCUGUGCAGACCUGGCUGUCCAACGAGGUGCUGCCCCAUCUGAACCCCCAGCGCGGCCAAAACGCGAGGCGUGCGAUGCUGGUGUUGGACUCCUACCGCGGUCACAUCACCCAGACCAUGCUUCAGUCGUACCGCACGCACAGCAUCACCCUUGCAGUCAUCCCAGCGGGUUGUACGAGCCAGAUUCAACCCCUGGACGUCUCAAUCAACCGGUGCUUCAAGGCUGCUGUGCGAGCGCGCUACGCCAGGUGGUUCAUGCGUGAGGGGAUUCACCUGAAGACGAAGAAGGGGAACCUGCAGAGGCCGCCCCACCCCGUGGUGCUGCAGUGGAUCGCGGAGGCUUGGGAUCAAGUCCCCAAGCAGAUCAUCAUCGACGCGUUCCGCCACUGUGGGAUCUCAAGCAAGCUGGACGGAACGGAGAACCACCUGGUGAUGUCUCACAUGCGCGCCAGGAGCACCACUGAUGUCUCCGCGGACAUGUCCGUCGGGGGGACCACAGGCGACAACACGCGCCUGCUCGGUCGGGCUCCAGAGGAGGAGGAGGAGGAGGAGGCGAUGCAGGCGGAGGGCGUGCGGGAGGUGGCAGUGGCAACCGGCCUGGAGGUGCUGUACCAGGAGACCCCCAACUACCGCGGGGCGGCGGCCGAGGCUGACCGCAUGAUCGAGCCUAGGGAGACGGCUAGGCAUGCCUGA